AUGCCCAGCAAUACACCAUUAGUCACCCAACUCCAGCAACAGAAAAUGUGGUCUUACGCCCCUAGAAGCCGACUCAUAGCAUCCUGCAGACACGCUGCGCAGUUUACAAAUGUGUCAUCGAAGAGUAUAAAGUGGGUCGGUGUGCCAAGUCACAAAACCACAUCAGCUACUUUUUUUUAUACUCGCUCAUCCAAUUUUGCUACUAUGACCGUCGCACACGAGGUGUUUCCCACCCAUAAUGAUUUCCGCAGUGACACAUUCACUGUACCCACUGCCCUGAUGAACAAUGCGGUUGUUCGCGGCCUUUCUGAGGGUUGGCUUCAGGUUGGUGAUUCCGUGUACAAAGAGGAUGAACAAACGUUAAAAUUGGAGAAACUCAUGAGAGAUCUUACCGGAAAAGAGGCAGCAUUGUUCUGUCCCUCCGGUACCAUGUCCAACCAAAUUGGGCUUCGGGCCAACUUGUUCCAACCACCGUACUCGAUCCUAUGCGAUUACAGGGCCCACAUAUUUAUGCAUGAAGCGGCUGGUACAGCAAUGUUGUCCCAGGCCAUGGUGCAUCCCAUAACACCUGCCAAUGGUAAUUACUUGACUGUUGAGGAUAUUGAAGAUCAUUUUGUUCCUUCCGAUGGUGACAUACACGCUGCCCCUACCAAGCUCAUCAGUCUUGAGAACACCUGCCAUGGUAUAGUCACCCCAUACCACGAGUUGGAGAAAAUAUCCCAGUUUGCCCGUGAUAACAAUAUACGGCUUCAUUUGGACGGUGCCAGAAUAAUUAACGCUAGCGUUGCCACUGGUGUUCCUCUCGACCAAUACUGCAAGCUCUUCGACUCUGUCUCGAUCUGUCUUUCGAAAUCUGCCGGUGCUCCAAUGGGAUCAGUUCUCGUAGGAGACCAGACACUCAUUAAUACUGCCAAUCACUUCAAGAAACAAUGUGGUGGUGGUAUACGGCAGGGUGGUAUCAUGGCAUUCAUGGCUAUUCGUGCCCUUGAAGAGAACAUAUGCAAGAUCGACCAAAGUCACAAGUACGCAAAGGAGGUCGGAAAAUUUUGCGAAGACCACGACAUUCAUUUAGAGUCCCCUGUUGACACCAAUUUUGUCUUUUUGGACUUGAAGAAAAAUAACAUGAACGAUCAAUUUCUUGUCUCCAUAGCCGAGAAAUACGGACUCCGGCUUAUGGGCAAGCGGUUGGCGUUCCACUUCCAGAUCAGCAACAUUUCUGUUCAGAAAUUAAAAAUCGUGUUGUUGGAGUGUAAGCAAGAGGCAUUGAGAAACCCAUUCCAUGCACGUAGAGGUCCCAAGAAGUUAUACAACAUUGAUGUUGUGAAAGCCAAUCUGGUCAAGGCGCUGUUUGACCGGAUUCAAAUGCUCGAGGCUGGCCACUGUUAA
Molecule: messenger RNA, 1386 nt
Organism: Australozyma saopauloensis
Lineage: Eukaryota; Fungi; Ascomycota; Pichiomycetes; Serinales; Metschnikowiaceae
Gene: GLY1
Product: Gly1p
Exons: 1
Coding region: 1-1386 (461 amino acids)
Biological process (GO): glycine biosynthetic process; L-threonine catabolic process
Cellular component (GO): cytosol
Molecular function (GO): L-allo-threonine aldolase activity
Source: RefSeq, a predicted model, not a curated record